AUGAAUCUGACCAUUGGUACGGGAUGUGCUGCCACAUUAUGCUUGUUGCUCUCGUAUCUGCGACGGUGCAAGAACAAGCAAACAAACAGACCCAUUGCUUAUAUCCUCGUCAACCAAGUUACACAUGCACGUCUCCUGCCGGUCGAGUCUGCACAUGCUUUCACGUACCCGACGGUGUCUUUGCUACUACCGCUGAAGGCCCUAGAAAAGAAUGAUCUGGACUUGGCUGGAGGAUGGGUCUUUGGCUACGGAGGACUCUAUGGCCGGUUAACAGGCCUACGACCAUCUGGGUAUUUAACGGAUAACGAGAACGACGGCAAAUUCAUCUGGAGCAAGCUAGCCAGGAUUUUGGAAGGACGUGGCUACGAUUCUGACGCGCUCGAAGACGCGUGGAUGAUGACUAUGCCUAGUUUCCUUGGGUACGAAGGCAUCAACCCAUUGACGGUGUACUACUGUUAUAAACCCGAAGGCCAGCUAUGGGUGGUUAUACUAGAGGUCCAUAAUACGUUCGGCGAACGUCACGUCUACAUCCUAGAGGUAGGCAAAGGCGAAGAUCCCACACCUAAGGGCUUCGACCACCAGUGGACCUUCCCUCGUCACUUUCACGUAUCCCCGUUCAACGACCGUGAAGGUUUCUACAUCGUAUCCCUCACGGCCCCUUCGCACCCUCCCACGAAGUCACGUCACAAUCCAUCAUCCCCUGCCCCACGACCCAUAGUUCGCAUUCACUACCACCCACCAGAUGAACCUUCAUCCGAAGCUCCAGGCAAGCCAAGCAUCGGCCCUCUCAAGCUCUCCGCUAUCAUCCGUCCCGUCCUCUCCCUACCCCUCACCACCCCCGCGUGGCUCUUCACACUCGCGUCCUCCCCGUUCGCCCUUCUUCUCACUUCCCCGCGCAUCCUCUAUCAGGCAUGGAUCCUACACUACAGAAAGCGCCUGGACGUCUUCCCCCGCCCAGAGCCCAAGCCCGCCACAGAGGCCUGGGACCCUGACAUCGCGUUUCCGGCAGGCGAUCGCGGUGGUAUCGGCUGGCAGCCUGAGGGACCUUUGGAGAAGUACGAGCGUAAGCGCGUCGAAGCCUUCCUAGCGACUCGUGCGACGGAAACAGGCGUCCGAGUGACACUCAUACCGGGGAAGCCAUCUGAACCAGCGUCUGACUUUCCUGCUCACGAAGGAGCCGAGCGAGAACACCUGAAGGUGUACUACCUAUCCCCGAGAAUUUUCACAAUCAUCUUUCUCUGUCCGUCCGCUGCACAUGCCCUUCUACUGGGGAGUGAAUCUGAGAAGAUAUUCGUCCCCUCCUCGCCUGAGCUGUUCCUCUCAGUGUUCAAUCCCUCUUCGUCCGCCCUGCACGGCGACCAGCAGCUUAGUGCCGGUCAGCAAUUGCGCUUACGACCCAUACCACAUGCAGUGCGCUCCUCUUCAGACUUGCAAAUCCCUGCCGCUCAUGCUCUCGAACUUCACUCACGAGGUUUGUCGCGCUUACCCAGGACAGCGCUGGCGAUAUCGGAUCUGAUUGUAUUAUGGAUUCUACUGGCUCUCGAGCGGUUCGAGCAGUUUACUUUCACUGCCCUGCGCGCGCGCUUCGUUCCCGGACAGGAGCCCUGGAAUGCAUGGGAACGAGCCAGCGUAAUUUUGGAAUGUAAGAAACAUCCGCAAUGA
This is a messenger RNA of Gloeophyllum trabeum ATCC 11539, 1662 nucleotides long. RefSeq lists its product as uncharacterized. The transcript has 3 exons. Bases 1 to 1662 code for a protein of 553 amino acids. The record is from RefSeq and is a predicted model, not a curated record. NCBI's taxonomy places the organism in Eukaryota, Fungi, Basidiomycota, Agaricomycetes, Gloeophyllales, Gloeophyllaceae.